AUGACGUCGACAGUCGGGCCGGCGACCGACGCGAUCGACGAUGGACGCGACGCCGACUGCAAGGCGGUCACGCGAGCUGACAACGUGCGGACCGGACCGAGCGUCAUCACCGAGGGCAGUUCGUGCAGGUUGCCUGCUCGCCGCUCGCCGCUCGGGGGCAACCAGUGCUGGCGAAACACUCUCGUUCGUUCGACCCGUCACUCUCCUUUCGUCCGCGCGAACCGACUGUCCAUGGCCGCAAACCGCCUCUCCACCGACAUUCCCUCCCACACCGCCGUCAGCGCCUCCGCCUCGGUCGGACUGGCGGCGAACGCGGCCUCCAGCCAGGCCGUCGUGCACAGCGGCUGGGUGCUCAAGAAGCGGAGGAAGAAGAUGCAAGGAUUCGCGCGCCGCUACUUCACGCUCUACCAGUCCGGCAUCCUUGCAUACUCCUUCGAGCCCGGGCAGCCCAUCCGCGACCACAUUGACCUCCACCAUGCUGCCAUCUCGAGUACACCGGGGCGGAAGGACAUCACCCUUGACUCCAACACCGCGACCUUCCACAUCAAAUGCCUUUGCACCGACGACUUCAACCAAUGGAUGCUUGCAUUCAGGAAGUUUAUCUCGGGUCCUGAAGCACGGCGAUCCAUGAGCGUUCGCAUGGCCAGUGCGCGUCAGGGAGUCGUCAACAUCUCCAAGUCCAGCGCAGUAGUAGAAGAAAUGGGCUCGACAAUUGCACAACUCGAGACCGCGCUGCAAACGCUAAGUUCGAAAGGGGAGACGGCUAUGCAAAAGAAUGCCAGCGUCAAGUCCAAUGGCAAGGAUAAACAUCACAAAGCAGGCGCGUUUGGCAUCUUCAAGUCGAAAUCCAACCACAACUUGCAACCGGGAGAACCAGACGCGCCUCGAACGAGCAUGGACCCCAGUAGCGGAGAAGCUCAGCAAGUAUUCUCCUUGCUCGAUACCCUCAAGAAUCAGCACGCGACGCUCUCAAAGCUCCUCACCGCCACCGUGAGUCUCGACACCACGCUCCCCAAGACGAGCGAGGAGGACGAGGACCAUCUCGUCGACUCUCCGCGCGAAACCGAGCACUGGGUCGUCCCCCACGGCCGCACAAAGCGUUUCUCCAGCUCCACGACCGCGAGCAGUAGCCUCGAGUGGUUCGACGCGGAGGACGAUGCGGACGGCGCGGAGGAAUUCGUUCUGGACACCCGGACGGCGGGCGAUGAGUCCCAGCCGAGCCAGAUCACGACAGAUAGCUCAAGUGUGGAGAAGGCGGAGGACGAGGAAACGGCGCGGAGCAGUAUGGAUACGGAUAUAGAGGACGAGCCGGCGCGCAAAUCCUCGGUAGAAGCACCCUUGGGGCAGCAGGCUGUUGUUCAUCGGACGCAGUUGCCAUCUCCGGUUGUGGGUGAUGAGGGCAGCUUGUUCUCCGUUCUGAAGAAGAGUGUUGGAAAGGAUCUUUCGACGAUUGCCCUUCCUGUUACCUUCAAUGAACCCCUUACGAUGCUACAACGCGCUUGCGAGGAGAUGGAAUACCAGAGCCUACUGGACGAAGCCGUGAAAGCUACCGAGGCCGCAGAUCGUCUUUCUUUUGUCGCCGCCUUCGCUGUAUCCGGCUAUGCCAACACUCGACACCGCUCCGGCAGGAAGGGCUUUAAUCCCAUGCUGGCCGAGACCUUUGAAGACGUCCGGAGCAAAUUCAUCGCGGAGAAAGUCCGACACCAGCCACUUGAGAUGGCAUUCCACGCAGAGGGCUCGGGAUGGGAGCUGUAUGGCUUGAACGCCGGAAAGACCAAGUUCUGGGGGAAAAGCAUGGAAAUCAUCCCGACUGGAAGUACGCAUCUGAAGAUCGGCGAGGACCACUUUGAAUGGAAGAAGCCGUCCUCCUUCAUGCGCAAUCUCGUCGUGGGUACGAAGUACCUCGAGCACGUCGGCGAUCUGGUGAUCGAGAACCACCGCGACGGGAGCAAGUGCGUGCUCGAGUUCAAGCAGGCGGGCUACUGGGGCGGCGGGAACGUGGUCGCGGGCACGGUGUACUCCCCGCAGGGCAAGGUACUGUGCAAGCUCGAGGGGAAGUGGGACGACCAGCUCGCGCAGACGACGGACGAGAGCCAUUUCCGCGUGCUCUGGCGCAUCACGCCGCACCCGAAGAACACGCACGAGUACUAUGGCUUCACGGCGUUCGCGAUGACGCUGAACGAGAUUACGGACGAUAUACGCCCGGCGCUGCCGCCGACGGACUCGCGCUUUAGGCCGGACGUGCGCGCGCUGGAGGAGGGGAGGCUCGACGAUGCUGAGGCGGAGAAGCUGCGCGUGGAGGAGGCGCAGCGCGAGCGGCGGCGGCGCGGCGAGGAUCGUGAGCCCCGGUGGUUCAAGCAGGACGCUCACGGCGAGUGGAUCUACACGGGCGAGUACUGGCCACUGCGUGCGCGGGGAUGGAAGGGCGCACACAUCGAACCCUUGUGGUGAAGGGCGCUGGUUUACGGGUAUUUAUUGAUUCAGACACUCCUCACAUCUGGUACAAACCGCACACACUAUGACACGCUAAUGUGUAUUAUAGAAGGAUAAUAUAGACCGCCCGACGCGCUGGGCCCGUGACCGCGUACGGUCGCGGUCAGCUGACGGCUAUUGUGUUUGCCC
Schizophyllum commune H4-8 is the source of this 2622-nucleotide messenger RNA. RefSeq lists its product as uncharacterized. The transcript is spliced from 10 exons. Gene Ontology annotation, molecular function: sterol binding. Gene Ontology annotation, biological process: maintenance of cell polarity; exocytosis; piecemeal microautophagy of the nucleus. Bases 1 to 2451 code for a protein of 816 amino acids. The record is from RefSeq and is a predicted model, not a curated record. Gene Ontology annotation, cellular component: intracellular membrane-bounded organelle; perinuclear endoplasmic reticulum; cytosol. NCBI's taxonomy places the organism in Eukaryota, Fungi, Basidiomycota, Agaricomycetes, Agaricales, Schizophyllaceae.